This is a messenger RNA of Hibiscus syriacus, 799 nucleotides long. RefSeq lists its product as uncharacterized. Bases 57 to 515 code for a protein of 152 amino acids. The transcript has a single exon. NCBI's taxonomy places the organism in Eukaryota, Viridiplantae, Streptophyta, Magnoliopsida, Malvales, Malvaceae. The record is from RefSeq and is a predicted model, not a curated record.
CACAAUCUCACCCCUUUUGGAUCUGUUCUCCCGUUUAGGCUUGGCUAGUUUUCGAGAUGGUGAAGCCUGUGAAACAGAGGAGCAAGGGUCUGUUCAGUUUCCGAGUAAACCCGCCGAUAAACCUCGGCGUUAAAAAAGUUUCAGGUCGGACGGUAUCCUUUAUUCCCAGGGAAGCUAGAAGGCUAUCCAAGGAUGAUAGUUUGGAGGGGUACGAGCCCGUGUCACCCCAAGUUUCAUGCAUAGGCCAAAUCGUGAUAAAGAGAAAAUCGAGCGUAAGGAAACCUAAGCAAGCUUCUUCACUUCUGGCCCAAGUAUUUGCGGAACAUUUCAAAAGGAGGGUAUUCGUCGGGAGAAAGCGCGGUUACGAAUCCGAUGUUCUCGAUGCGUCGAAGGCUGCUCCUGCUCCUUCCCUUCAGCAGAUGAGGCAAUUUGGUAAGGGACGUAGUACGUUAUCGGAGUUCGAUUGGAGGGAAUACGAUGCAGAGGAGAAGGGAGUGAAAAGAAAGAAAAGGUAAAUCAUCAAUGCAGCUGUUGUAGUUGUAGUUGAAGAGACGAGAGAAGAGACAACUCCGUCAACAGCUCAUCUAGUUUGAGAUAAAGAUUGCAAUUUAACCCGAAUUCGAUAUUUUCUUGCCCAUGUACAUACUUAAAAGAACCAUUAUUCUAAUUAACAUAUACUCCGAUAUAUAGUUAAAGAAGAAGACGUUGGCCUUUGUGCGUCACCUCCCAAUCCCAAGAGGAGGAGCAAGUGGUGGAAGGACGGGACCUUAUCUCCCAUAAAUCAUCAUAAUUAAUGUUU